This is a messenger RNA of Closterium sp. Yama58-4, 2964 nucleotides long. NCBI's taxonomy places the organism in Eukaryota, Viridiplantae, Streptophyta, Zygnematophyceae, Desmidiales, Closteriaceae. The record is from the annotation of a GenBank genome assembly.
AUGGAAAAGGAGCUGACUUUCGCGGGACUCACGGGAUUCGUGAGCCUUCUCAAGCAAGCCGGCCUCAUGUCGGAGCUGGAGGUGCGCGCGCGGAAUGGAUCCGCGCUGUCUCUCUUCGCGCCGACCAACGAAGCGCUCAUGCGCACGGACCCGGCUCUCCUCGCGUUUCUCAAGCUGCCGCGCAACGAAGCCAUGCUGCGCGACGUGCUGCUGUACCACGUCAUUGAGAAGCCCGUGUCGGCCUUCGCGUGGGAAGGUUCCUACACCACGCUGCAGGGCGCGCCGAUUCAACUCCACGUGGACGCGCUCGCGUUUCAAGUCGGUGAAUCGACCGUGAAGCAGUACAAGGCUGUCACCAUGUCCAUGGGCAUGGCCGAAGAGGAGAGCGCGGACGUUUUCGCGGGCACGGUCGUGGUGCACUCUAUGAAUGCGCUGCUCGUGCCGCCUUUUCUGGACGAAACCUUUUUGCACACCGACCUGAACGUGAUCGUCGGCGAAGCAAACGAAUUCGAUGUCGAUCAAGGCUUGUACGGGUCGGACAUCCGGCGGUCCAUGCUCGCUGGGGCGCCGGGUUCCAUGCCUCUUCCAGGCCCUCCUGUCACUCCCCCGCCACCUCCGCCCACGGAAAGCCCGGUCCAGCCGCUCCCUACUCCCCCCCCUCCCACAACCGCGCCUCCGCCUCCCAAGUCUGCUCCUGGUUCGCUGGCCUUCCGACAGCUGCUUCCUACCAUGGGCGUCGCCCUCCUCGCCCUUGUGGCGUUGUUCUUUGAAAAGUUAUCAGCGCACCAUGGGAAAUCAGUGGGGCAUUUUCCAGCGUGCGAGGCAACGGAUUCCGCAGGUGGCAUUUUCCCCAUGGCGAGCGAAUGUUUCCCAGCAAACACAACCUGGACGACUCCCGCCUUCUCAAGAGCAGGCUCCUUCCACAGCCAUUGCACUCCGCAUUGCUCCCCGCGUUCCGCGUCGCUGCUCGCGCCGUUCCCAGCAAGCAGCGCGGCGUCGCCGCGCCACGGGCUCGAUGCGCUCGACGCCCUCAGCGCGUUCGACGCGCUCGUGCUGUCGGGCAGCAAUGUGGCGUUCUGGGUGCAGGUGCAAGGCACGGGCUUGCUUCUGCUCCUCGCUCUCCUGUGGUUCAAGGCCUCUCAAUUGCGCCUCAACGAGGCUCGGAGAAUACUCCGAGAACGCCGCCGCUCCGAAGAACUACUAGUACGCGACGCAGCGCCGGUCACUGCCCGCGAUUUUGCUAGUGGUGGUAGAACCGCUCACCUUGGGAAUCUCUCUCACGAUGCGCGUCACGCGCAGCGGCAUCAGCGCGCCUCGGAGCAGCAGCACCACGUGCAGGACCACUUGCAGCAGCAGCAGCAGCCGCAGCAGCCGCCGCAGCCCCAGCAGCAGCAGCCGCAGCACGAGCUUCCCAAAGUGACCGUCGUUCUCGCCGUGAAAGGCUGCGCGGGCGACGCGGGGAUGAGCAACUGGCGGUCGCAAGUCCAGAUCCGCUACGGCGGCGCGACGGAGUACAUAUUCUGCGUGGAAUCCGCCAACGACCCCGCGUGCCGCGCGGUCAAGACCCUCCAGCGAGAAAUGCGCGGAGUCGCGGAGAUACGCCUCGUCGUGGCGGGCCUCGCGUCGCGCUGCUCGCAGCAGAUCCACAACCAGCUCGCGGGCGCGGCGCGCGCGAAACCGGACUCCAAAUACCUCCUUUUUUUCGACGACGACAUCCAAUCCCACCCCGACACACUCACCCUGCUCGUGACAGCCAUGGAGCGAAAUCCCAGCGCGCUCGUCUGCACGGGGUACUCAUUCGACUUCCCCGGCGCGGACGCGCAAACCAGGCGCAAUCUCGCGGCGUACGCGGCCAUGGCCUACCGCGUGCCCGUGCAGCUCGCCAUGGCGUCGGGCGGGAAGCAGCUGCCCGUGUGGGGCGGCUGCAUGAUGAUCCGCCUCGACGACCUCCGCGCCAACCGCUACGGCAUGGUUUCCGCGCUCUCCGCGCGCGGGUACAGCAACGACCUCACUCUCUCCGCCAUCGCCGCGAGCAACGGCCGCGACGUCGUCUGCCCCGCGGCGGCGAUCUUCCCGGGGAGGCUGUCCGGCUCGUGGACGUUCCAGCGGUACUGGAACUACGUGCGCCGGCAGACGUUCGCGCUCACGACCUUCUGCUCGCCCGUCGCUCUCGCGCUGAACGCGUGCGGGUUGCUGCUGUACGCUUACGGCUCCGCCUGCCUGCUCGCGCCGCUGCUGCCGUCCGCUCUCCGCGUGGCGCGCUUCCUCCUAGCGUUUGCCGCUCGCGGCGAACCUGCGUGGAGGAACCUUCCGAGUACCGGUCCUGACUGGGAUCCCUCGUACCCUUCCAGCCUCACCAGCCUCACCAGCCCCACCAGCCUCUCUGGUCUCUUUGCUCUCCCCAGCUUCACCAGAAGCGCCGCCAUUGCAAACCUGGCCAUUAGAUUCGUCCUGGCCAAUGCGAGCCUCUUCCUCGCGCUGCUGUACCUCUCAAUGCUCGCCCUCGCAACGGUCGCUGUGGUCCGCCUGUUCUAUGGGACGUUCACGCUCUGCAACGUCCUCUCCCCCGAGAAGCCCCCCCUUCGCCUGGGCAGCCUCAGCCUGGUGCUGGGCGUGGCGGGCAUGCUGGUUAAUUUAGCAGUUGUCCCUGUUGUGACGGUGUACACGCUGCUGCAACCCGCGAUUACAUGGGCUGGGAUCACGUACGUGCGGCGCAGGGGACUUAUUGUGGAGGUCAGGCAUCCCCAGCAGCAGCCGCAGGUGGGGCAGCAGCACGGGGAGGAGAGGAGGGACGAGGUUGCAGAGGAGAGGGACAAAGGUGAAGAGGAGGAAAUCGAGGGAACAAAGGAGGUGGAGCUUGAAGAGGAGGAUGCUGAGGAGGAGCAGCAGCAGUGGCUGCUGCCUCCCCUGGCAUCGUCACCAGUUCUUAGCCUCAAGCCGACAGGGUUAGUAGGAGAAGACUAG